This is a messenger RNA of Beta vulgaris subsp. vulgaris (sugar beet), 2226 nucleotides long. RefSeq lists its product as hypothetical. NCBI's taxonomy places the organism in Eukaryota, Viridiplantae, Streptophyta, Magnoliopsida, Caryophyllales, Amaranthaceae. The transcript has 3 exons. The record is from RefSeq and is a predicted model, not a curated record. The coding region runs from base 202 to 2019 and encodes 605 amino acids.
UCUAAAUCACAAUUUUUCAUUUUUUUUUUGAAUAUUUUUUAAUAGAGAGAAUAAUAAUAAUUAAACACAUUGUUUUGACUAUGAUGUUUUUCAAUAGGUAGGGAUAGGGUUCUCCCAAAGGGAGGGGGAAUAUAUUCCCUCAAUAUGAGAAUUAAACAAAUUAUACCCUGAUGAAGAAUUAAUUAAUUAAUUAAUUACAAAAUGAACAAAAGCUCUCAAUUUUUGGUGCUAUUAUCAAUGAUAAUAGCAAUAUUGUUAGGCAAAUGCAUUUGCUACAAACAUUCCAAAUUUGUUGAUCAUCCUUCUUCAAAGCUUCAAAUUGUUUCUAGGAAAUCUUUAAAAAAGUCUUUUGAUGAAGAACAUCCAUCCAAGCUUCAUGUUGUUUCUAAGGAAACAUUAAACAUUGAAUCCUCUUUCAAUCUUCCCUCUCCAUUACCCAGUUGGCCACCUGGUAAUGGGUUUGCAAGUGGUACAAUGGAUUUUGGAGGUCUAGUAGUAGCAGAAGUGACAACUUUUGACAAGGUGUGGGCAACAUAUGAUGGGGGACCAGACGAUCAAGGGGCAACCUUCUUUGAACCAACUGGACUCCCAGAAGGGUUUUUUCUAUUGGGAUAUUAUUCUCAAUCCAACAAUAGACCUCUUUAUGGACGUGUUUUGGUAGGCAAAGAUACUAGUAACCCUGCAAAUCCAGCUUUAAAGUGGCCUAUUGAUUAUGCACUUGUUUGGAGCAGCAAAUCUCUAAAGGUUAAGACAGACUCCCCUGGCUACAUUUGGGCACCCAUACCAACUGAUGGGUACCAAGCUGUGGGUCUUGUUGUUACCACCACACCAGAGAAACCUCCCCUCGAAAAGGUUCGUUGUGUUCGAUCCGAUUUCACUACCUUGUGUGAACCUGACGAAUGGAUAUGGGGUCGACAAGGUGGUGUUGAUUCUGAUGAGUUCAACAUUUUCGAGUCAAGGCCGGUUAGAAGAGGAAAACAGGCAUCAGCAGUAAGCGCAGGCACAUUUUUAUCUCGAAGUGGUGGAGGAACUACAGGAGAUACCCCUCUUUUAGUGUGCUUGAAGUAUGUGAAGAAAAACUCCACUUACAUGCCAAAUUUAGAACAAAUUGGGACAUUAAUUAACACAUAUGCUCCAAAGAUAUACAGUCACCCAAAAGAGCAAUACUUACCUUCAUCAGUUGAAUGGUAUUUCGAAAAUGGAGCACUUUUGUACAAGAAAGGAGACGAAUCUAAUCCGAUCCCAAUCGAUCCGUCGGGCUCAAAUCUCCCCCAAGGUGGUGGCAAUGACGGAGAAUACUGGAUAGAUCUUCCAAGUGAUAAAAAAGAAAGGGAAAGAGUAAAGAAAGGGAACAUGGAAUCAGCUUGUGCAUAUUAUCAUAUUAAGCCUAUGCUUGCAGGAGCUUACACUGACUUAGCCAUAUGGCUAUUUUACCCAUUUAAUGGACCAUCAAGUGCUAAAGUUGGAUUCUUAAGCAUACCAUUAGGUGAAAUUGGGGAACAUGUAGGAGAUUGGGAGCAUAUAACAUUAAGGAUUAGUAACUUUAAUGGUAUGUUAAGGAAGGUGUAUUUUUCACAACAUGCUGGUGGUGAAUGGGUGUAUCCUCCUAACCUUGAAUUUACUGAUGGUAAUAGAGUUGUGGGCUAUUCUUCCUUACAUGGACAUGCUUGUUAUCCUAAGGCAGGAGAGGUUUUGCAAGGUACUAGCUAUGUCGGAAUCCGAAACGAUACUGCUAAGAGUGACAAAGUGUUGGAUACAGGAGUUGGUUAUAAGAUCAUUUCUGCAGAUUAUUUGGGGGUUGUCACUGAGCCUUCUUGGUUGAAUUAUGCAAGGAAAUGGGGUCCUAAGAUUUCUUAUGAUAUUGCCAAUGAGAUUAAUAAGAUUGCUAAAUUAUUGCCUGGAGGCCUUAAGGACAAAUUUAUUAAGUUUACUAAGAGUUUCCCUGCUGAAUUGUUAGGGGAACAAGGGCCUAAUGGUCCUAAAAUGAAAAGGAGUUGGGAUGGAGAAGAGAUAAAUUAACACCUAUGUUCAUUCAAUUUUAGUUUUUCUAAUUAAUAUAGCAUAGGUUGUGUUUUCCUUCAUGUAAAAAGAUAAAAAUAAAGGUGAAUUAUUUUUUAUUUAAUUUAUUUGGCGUAAGAAAAAAUUGUAAUCUUUGUUAGUUUAUAUUUACUUUUACUAUUUAGUUUGUCUUGUGUAAAACUGUCUUAUAAUAAAAUUAUGAUAAGA